GUCAAUUGGCAAAUAGUUCAUUUCUUUGAAUUUUUUAAAAAAUAGUUUUGAUUGGCAUACGUUCAACUCUAAAAGACUUCAAGAAAAAAAAACUGUAUCAUUUGUUUUUCAAGCAAUUUGUUUGUACGUCAUGAUUUAUGUAAAAAAACAAUGCUACAAAGUUUCAUCAUGUUACCUUGGUGAUGAAAAUGAAAUUGACAUCGUUUACUAUAGUUCAUGAAUGAAUCAGCGAUUGUUUUUUCCCAAGAAAUUUUUGCGGUAAAUCGGAAACGGAGAUGAUGGGCUUUGAAUUAAUCCUACCAAGAUGAUGAAAUUUUCCUUUUAAAUUUGAUCUUCAGCAAUUUGAAGUCUACUCAAUCUAAUGAUAUACUUCGCAUUCUCAUUAUGCCGUUUUCAAAUUGUAAUUUUAUGAUGGAAAUAAGAAGUUAUCGCCAUGAGACGUCAUUAAUAUUUUGCGUCCUUUUAAUGCUUUGCAUUGCUAAAGAAAGUUACGCUAAAAUUUAUUCGGAUCAAUUUGUUAUUCAAAUGAAAGGUGGUUCACAAGUUGUUUCUGCGUUCGCCAAUGAGCACGGAUUUGAGUAUCUUGGAAAGAUAUUUGAUGAUCACUAUCAUCUGCAGCAUAAAAACGUGUUCAAAAGAUCAUUACAAAAAUCAGCUCUUCAUCAUGGUAUUCUUUCAAAUGACAGUAGGGUAAUUAAAUAUAAUCAACAAAUUGUUAAAAAAAGAACCAAAAGAGAUUUACAAAAACAGAAAGUGGAUUUAAAUGAUCCCAAAUGGCCGGACAUGUGGUAUUUGAACAGAGGCUUAGGUUUUGACAUGAAUGUUGAAACUGCUUGGGCGUUAGGUGCUACUGGGAGAGGAGUUGUAGUUACUAUUCUGGAUGAUGGCCUAGAAAAAGACCACCCAGAUUUAAAAGAGAAUUAUGAUCCUCAAGCCAGCUAUGAUAUCAACAGUAAAGAUCAUGAUCCACAACCUCGUUAUGAUCAUUUAGAUUCAAACAGACAUGGGACUAGGUGUGCUGGAGAAGUAGCAGCAAGUGCCAACAACAGUUUAUGCUCAGUUGGAAUUGCUUUUAGAGCUCAUGUUGGUGGAAUCCGCAUGCUUGAUGGAGAUGUUACGGAUGCAGUAGAAGCUCGUUCUCUGAGUCACAACCUCCAGCAUGUGGAUAUUUACAGUGCCUCAUGGGGUCCAGAUGAUGACGGUAGAACGGUAGAUGGCCCAGGCGAUCUUACGCUCCGAGCCUUUAAAGAUGGAAUUGAAAAGGGUCGUAGAGGCUAUGGCUCUAUUUUUGUUUGGGCUUCCGGAAAUGGUGGUCGCGAACAUGACAAUUGUAACUGUGAUGGCUAUACAAAUGCUAUAUGGACUUUAUCCAUUAGUAGUGCGACAGAGAAUGGUUUAGUGCCUUGGUACAGUGAAGCCUGCUCAUCUACUUUGGCUACAACUUACAGUAGUGGUUCAACUGGAGAAAAACAAAUAGUCACCACGGAUUUGCACCAUGGUUGUACAUCAUCACAUACAGGAACAUCUGCAUCUGCUCCUCUUGCUGCUGGAAUAUGUGCCUUGACUCUUGAAGCUAACCCAACUUUAACGUGGAGAGAUAUGCAGCAUAUUGUUGUGAGAACAGCAAAACCAGAUAAUUUAUAUGCUCGUGAUUGGAUCACAAAUGGCGUUGGAAGAAACGUAAGCCAUGCCUUUGGUUAUGGAAUGAUGGAUGCUGGAUCAAUGGUUCAGUUAGCUAGAUUAUGGUCCACUGUACCUGUGCAGAAGACAUGUGAAAUUCGAGGCAGUCAAAUGAAUCAUGGCAUUGCUGCAAAAAAUAAAGUUGAAGCUGUCCUUGAUGUGAAUUGCAAGAAUUUACGUUAUUUGGAGCAUGUUCAAGCUAAACUUACAAUUUCUGCUGCUAGAAGGGGAGAUUUACAAAUUUAUUUAACAUCUCCAAUGGAAACCAAAUCGACUUUGUUAGCUUCACGUCCUCCUGAUAACUCUCGAGCUGGUUUUCAAGAAUGGCCUUUCAUGUCUGUUCACAUGUGGGGAGAAAACCCAAAUGGCCUGUGGAAAUUAGAAGUUUAUAAUGAUGGAAAAUAUGGCGGCCGAGCUGUCUUAAAAAACUGGACUCUCAUCUUGUAUGGUACAGCUGAAAAUCCAGAUGAUUUUAUAAGAAAGAGAGAUAUUUUCAAUUUAGAUUUUAUGCACAGAUCUAGUGAUAUUUCAAGUCGCCAUUCAAUUGCAAAUCAAAAUCCAAAACUUUAUUUUGAUGGAUUUUCUAACAGCAUGCUUAAUGCGAAAAGUUCAAAAAAUAAAAAUAUUCAUUCUAAAGAUGAUGUUUUCCAUUUAUUUAAUGAUGCCAAUCACAUGCUUCCUAAUCAUUCAACAAGUUUGAAAAUUAAUGUAAAACUUCCUAUAGUAAUAUGUUUAUUAUUUUUUUUAGUAAUUACAUUUUAAAAUAUGACUUGCCAAGGAAAUGAAACGCACACUUUAUGAUAUGUGUUCAGUGUUAUAUUUUUUCACCAUUUUUAAUGUCUUAAAUUGAUCGAGCUUACAGGACAGUAUGGGUGAACUUUGUUAAUGCUCAGAUGGCAUCAUAAUCGGUUGCCUUUUCUGAAGAGAAAAUAGCAAAAGCCUGUGAUUUUAAUUGUUCACCAACGAUUUUAUUUCAAGCAUUUUAUAUUUUGACUACCUAAUCAAAAUAGAAUGAAUGUAUUGUAUUCUAAAAUAGAAAUAUGUGUUCAAGUUAUUUUAUUUAUAAUUUUUAUCUUAUUUUUUUUAUUUAUGUUUGUUACCAGUUAGAGAUGUGUAUUACUUCUGUACAAUGUCUAAGUACAGGUUUGAUUUUGACAUUCAACAAAAAUUAUCUAUUACUUUGUACUUUUGUAGAUAGACUGUGGAUGUGAAUUGUAUAUUUUGCUAAUUUAGUAUUUCUAGAAAUGUUUAAGGUAUAGACAUCAGCAUUUUAAUUCUGAAUUGUUUUCUUCAUUGAAGAUAAUCCAAGCUAGAUAAAUAUUUUGAUAAUUCAAACUUUCUAUUUAAAAGAAUUUCAUGUUCAUUAAAGCUAUAUCAUAAAAAAGGUUUUUUUUAAAAUUUAU
This is a messenger RNA of Uloborus diversus, 3083 nucleotides long. RefSeq names its product furin-like protease 1, isoforms 1/1-X/2. Bases 385 to 2442 code for a protein of 685 amino acids. The transcript has 15 exons. The record is from RefSeq and is a predicted model, not a curated record. NCBI's taxonomy places the organism in Eukaryota, Metazoa, Arthropoda, Arachnida, Araneae, Uloboridae. Gene Ontology annotation, biological process: peptide hormone processing. Gene Ontology annotation, cellular component: trans-Golgi network; Golgi membrane. Gene Ontology annotation, molecular function: serine-type endopeptidase activity.